Tauraco erythrolophus (red-crested turaco) is the source of this 2426-nucleotide messenger RNA. Lineage: Eukaryota; Metazoa; Chordata; Aves; Musophagiformes; Musophagidae. The record is from RefSeq and is a predicted model, not a curated record.
ACCCCUACAAGUCCCUGAACAAGCAACAGAAGAGCAUCGCUGCCAUGGAGAGCGAGAUGGCAGCCCUGUCCCGGUCAGCCGGGCUGUUCGAGGUGUCGGUGCCGACGUACAAACAGCUCAGAGCGUGUCACCAGGAGGUUCGCCUGCUGAAGGAGCUCUGGGACAUGAUCAUCCUGGUUAACACAAGCAUCGAUGACUGGAAGACCACCAGGUGGAAGGACAUCAACGUUGAGCAGAUGGAUAUCGAUUGUAAGAAAUUCGCUAAAGACAUUCAGAGCUUGGAUAAGGAGAUGAGGAGCUGGGACGCGUUCACAGGGCUGGACAACAGCGUGAAGAACAUGAUCAGGUCCCUGCGCGCCGUGAACGAGCUGCAGAACCCGGCCAUCCGCAACCGGCACUGGCAUGUUCUGCUCCAGGUGAACUUCACCAUGUCCGAGGACACAACGCUUGCGGAUCUGCUGCAGCUGAACCUGCACAAGUUUGAGGAUGAGGUUCAAGGCAUUGUGGACAAAGCCGUGAAAGAGUCGGGGAUGGAGAAGGUGCUGAACGCCCUGGACACGACCUGGGCAACGCUGCGGUUCGAGCAUGAGCCCCACGCCAGGACCGGCAUCAUGCUGCUCAAGUCGGAUGAGGCACUCAUCGAGAUGCUGGAGGACAACCAAGUGCAGCUGCAGAACCUGAUGACCUCCAAGCACCUGACCUUCUUCCUUCAGGAGGUGUCGGGCUGGCAGCAGAAGCUGUCGACCGCCGACUCCGUUAUCAGCAUCUGGUUUGAGGUGCAGAGGACAUGGAGUCACCUGGAAAGCAUCUUCAUCGGCUCUGAAGACAUCCGCAGCCAACUGCCAGAGGACUCGAAGCAUUUUGACGCUAUCGAUCGAGAUUUCAGAAAACUAAUGGCCGAUGCGGUAAAAACUCCCAAUGUGAUCGAAGCCACAAACAAGGCUGGUCUCUACGGCAAGCUGGAAGGGUUGCAGAAAAGAUUGGCACUCUGCGAGAAGGCUUUGGCUGAAUACCUCGAGACCAAGAGACUGGCGUUUCCCAGGUUCUACUUCGUGUCCUCUGCAGACCUGCUCGAUAUUCUGUCUAACGGGAACGAGCCAGCUGAGGUGUCCCGGCACCUGCCGAAGCUGUUCGACAGCCUGGCCAAGCUGCGCUUCAAGGUGGGUCUGGACAAACAGCCGCUGAAGGUCGCUCUGACGUGCUCCCAGAUCUGGUGGACCACAGAAGUCGGCAUUGCCUUCUCCAGGCUGGAGGAAGGCUACGAGAACGCAAUGAAGGAUUACAACAAGAAGCAGGUAACUCAGCUAAACGCACUGAUUUCCCUGCUCGUGGGAAAUCUGACUGCAGGAGACAGGAUGAAGAUCAUGACACUCUGUACCAUCGACGUCCACGCCCGGGACGUCGUGGCCAAAAUGAUCCUCGCGAAGGUGGAGAGCGCCCAGGAGUUCACCUGGCAGUGCCAGCUCCGGCACCGCUGGGACGAGGGCAGGAGACACUGCUACGCCAACAUCUGCGACGCUCAGCUCCGCUACGCCUACGAGUACCUGGGGAACACCCCCAUCACCCCACUGACGGAUCGGUGCUACAUCACCCUGACGCAGUCCCUCCACCUCUUCAUGGGGGGGGCCCCCGCCGGCCCUGCAGGCACCGGGAAGACAGAGACCACCAAGGACCUGGGCCGGGCAGUGGGCAUGAUGGUCUAUGUCUUCAACUGCUCUGAGCAGAUGGACUACAAGGUGAAGUGUGUUCAGGACGCAGUCCGUACCAAGAAGAAAAGAUUCCAUUUCCUUGGGGAAACGAUCGCCCUGGUGCCGUCGGUCGGGCUGUUCAUCACCAUGAACCCUGGCUACGCGGGACGGACGGAACUGCCCGAGAAUUUGAAAGCCCUGUUCAGGCCCUGCGCCAUGGUGGUCCCCGAUUUCGAACUGAUCUGUGAAAUCAUGCUCGUUGCAGAAGGUUUUAUCGACGCCAAGCUUCUGGCGAGGAAGUUCAUUACUUUGUACACACUCUGCAAGGAGCUACUGUCUAAACAGGACCACUACGACUGGGGUCUGCGGGCUAUCAAGUCCGUGCUGGUGGUCGCGGGCUCCCUGAAGAGAGGGGACCCCGGCCGCGCUGAGGACCAAGUUCUGAUGAGAGCUUUACGAGACUUCAACAUCCCCAAGAUCGUGACAGACGACUUGCCUGUCUUCAUGGGGCUGAUCGGAGACCUGUUCCCAGCCCUGGACGUCCCCAGGAAGAGGGACCUGAGCUUCGAGAAGGUGAUUAGGCAGUCGGUGCUGGAGCUGCAGCUGCAGGCGGAGGAGAGCUUCGUGCUGAAGGUGGUGCAGCUGGAGGAGCUGUUACAAGUGAGACACUCCGUCUUUGUCAUCGGCAACGCCGGCUGCGGCAAGUCCCAGGUACCGGCCAAACCGUCCCCGAGAUAG